Candoia aspera is the source of this 499-nucleotide messenger RNA. It is a transcript of the gene CCL28, whose product is annotated as C-C motif chemokine ligand 28. The transcript is spliced from 3 exons. Gene Ontology annotation, biological process: immune response. Lineage: Eukaryota; Metazoa; Chordata; Lepidosauria; Squamata; Candoiidae. The record is from RefSeq and is a predicted model, not a curated record. Gene Ontology annotation, cellular component: extracellular region. The coding region runs from base 44 to 421 and encodes 125 amino acids. Gene Ontology annotation, molecular function: chemokine activity.
GUCUUGGCAAUUCACUCACUAUCACUUUCAACACCUCCAGUAUAUGGGAAGCAUGAAUUUUUACCUUGUCCUCAUCACAUUUGGGAUUGUCCUAGUUCAUCAUAUGUCUGAUGCUAUGUUUCCCAUCUUCUAUGACUGUUGCACAGAAGUAGCCCAUCACAUCCCCAGACGUUGGUUAAGAAGAGUGGUGAAAUUUGAGAUCCAAAAGAGUGGCGAUUUAUGCCAAAUACCAGCUGUGAUCCUUCACACCAGGCGCAAAAAGCUGUGUGCAAGUUCACAGAAUAAAAAUGUGAAGAAGUGGAUGGAGCAGAUGACCAGGUGUUGCCAGAGCACCAGUCCAGAGAUCCGAAGGAGAAAGGAACUCAAAAGAGGGAGGAAAACUAUGAGGAAACAUGACAUAUUUGCCAAGUGCCAGUGCUAGACCAAGAAAGAUGCUACAAUAUGUACUAUGUAAUAAACAUAACAAAAGUCUCAAAAUAAUGGGUCAAUGUCCCCCAAA